CGGAAGCCGGGUUGCUCCGCAUGUUUCUCAGGCGCGAACACUGAACCUGAGUGCUGCAGUCAGAGCCAGGGUGCAGGCGUUGAGUCUUGGAUCGUUUUCAUUUGUCAGCUCGCGUGUCCGGUGGGUAGCGACUACAAGUAGGCACACGGGAGACAUAAAGUACAAUGCAGAAAAUUUCAAUAAAUGUUAAGAAGGAGGAAGAGGACUGUGAAUGGGAACCUGUCCGGCUGAUGCAGGAGAGUCCCUGCAUUAAGAAGGAGGAGGAUUGUGAGUGGGAGCCAGAGGGCAUUAAAGAACAAUGGGAGCAGGGGUCUGCCUGCAUUGACAUGAAGUGUGAAGCUGAGCUCAAUAUGCAGUCUGAAGGUCAAGAUGGAAUGACGAAUGGAUUAGUGACCACACAGAGUAGUAGACUGUCUUCACUUCCGGGGCAUUCCGUGAAGUCUGAAUCCUUAAUGUACGACACAAUUGUAACUGAGGGAAUAACACCAAAGGAUGAACCCUUAUCUACAGAUUUACACAACAGCGGCAACUUCUCCCCAUCUUCAUCCAGUCGGCCAUCACUUCAGUGCAGACUACAAGAAAAUAAAAACCCGAAGAAGCUGACCCUAAUGUCAAAGAUUUGCACACCUACUUCUUCUUCACAGUGCACUUCUCAACCUGUUGUGAAUACCCUGAAGACCGAACUUGUAAGCACUCUUCACUUAGUACAAAAUACAAAUUCAGCAGCUCAGUAUGUCUGCUGGGAACAAGAGAAGAGUGAUAAAUGUGAAUCUGAAUGUAAAGAUAACCAGACAAGUCAAAUGGGACAGAAGACAUACCACUCUUCUGAAUGUGGCAAAAAGUUCUUUGAUGUGGCCAGAGUAGAGGCACACAAAAGAAUUCACGCUGGGAAAAAGCCAUACUCCUGUGCUGAAUGUGGCAGACAAUGCACUUCACUGAGCAAUCUUCAGAAUCAUAUGAGAAUUCACAGUGGUGAGAAGCCAUAUUGCUGUUCUCAGUGUGGCAAACAUUUUUCUCAGAUAGGCCAUCUUCAGACGCACACUAGAGUUCACACUGGUGAGAGGCCAUUUUGCUGUUCUGAAUGUGGCAAACAGUUUUCUCAAAAGAGCCAUCUUCAGGCACACACACGAGUUCACACUGGAGAGAAACCAUACGGCUGUUCUGAAUGUGGGAAACAAUUCUAUACUAGUGGCCAACUUCAGAACCACACAAGAAUUCACACUGGUGAAAAGCCAUAUUGCUGUAAUGAAUGUGGCAAACAGUUUUCUAAUGCGAGUGCAUAUCAUAAACACACAAGGAGUCACACUGGACAAAAGCCAUAUUGCUGUUCUGAAGGUGGCCACCGAUUCUCGAAUAGGGUCAGUUAUCUGAAGCACACAAAACUCCACACGUUGGCAAAGCCGUAUUGCCUUUCAGAAUGUGAGAAACAAGUCUCCACUCGUGCUAAUCAUCAGAGACGCACAAGAACAGACCCUAUAGAGAAGCCAUAUUUGUGUUCAGAAUGUGGCAAUCGAUUCUUUCAUAAGUGCAGUCUUAAUAAACACAUAAGAGCUCACACCGGAGGGAAACCAUAUUCCUGUUCUGAAUGUGGCAAACAUUUCUCACAAAUGGGCAACCUUAAAAUACAUAAAAGAAUUCACACUGGAGAAAAGCCGUAUUCCUGUUCUGGAUGUGGCAAAAGAUUUGCACAAAUGGGCACAUUUCAGAAGCACGCAAGACGUUACACUAGAGAGAACCGGUAUUGCUGUUCUCAAUACGGUGAACGAUUCUCCUCCCGUAAUAAUCUUCAGACACGUAAAAGAAUUCACACUGAGGAGAAGUGAGCAGUUACACUUGGCGUAGCAAUUCUCAAAUGACAUUUGGAACUCAAUACCUUCAGCAACAGAAAAUUAACUUUCAUUAUCAACCUCGAAGAAGAAUGUGCCAUCAAGAAGCCUGUAAAUACUCGUGAAAUUAAUGAAUGACAAGGCAGAAAACUGACAUACAACACAUUGCUCAAAUGAAUAAAUCCUCAGAUGUUCCCCAACAAUAUGCAGGAAAUUGCGAGUCAUAAACCAACUGGACUUCCCCAUCUUAGCAUACAGCUUCAGAAUCACAGAUUGGCUACAAAAUUAUCUGAAUUACCUGGAUGCUAAAACAAGAAAACUACUCCAUGCACCUCAAUUAAUCUUUAUGGAUCAAUACAUUUGGACAUCUGGGGGUGUAAUUGACCCUACGUUGUAGUCUAGGCCUACCUGAUGUGUCCUCAAGACCAAUGUGUAUAGAUGAUAUUUUGCCAUGAUGCAAAAUAGCUUGGAACAACAUCUGUUAUACAGCUAGGUCAAUUGUUUCAUAAAAAUUACGGCAUGACUGACCCCCUCUGUAAGAGCCAUUUCCUAGUUAUAUAAAAUUCAUAGUAAUUUUACUAGAUGACAAUGCGUAAUCUAUGGGAGGUUCCUAAAACCCCCAUAAGUUGAGUAAAAUUGGUAUAUUCUAGUUAUUUCUAUCUGCUUUGACUAAACAUUAUUCUUCAGUUAGUGACCAACCUUGCCAUGUGUAAGGCGUAGAGGGCACAAGGUUUUAAACCAUGCCCGUGCCCCCGUGCUACGGGCCUAUGGACCUUUUGAGUGUGUGAAGUAACUUUAAGAGAACAACGCCUUUAAGUGCUGUGCCAUAUGUUUAAAGCAUAUAGAGGAAGAAGUAAUGAACUUUUAAGU
This is a messenger RNA of Erpetoichthys calabaricus (reedfish), 2696 nucleotides long. Its product is annotated as gastrula zinc finger protein XlCGF57.1-like. Gene Ontology annotation, molecular function: RNA polymerase II cis-regulatory region sequence-specific DNA binding; DNA-binding transcription factor activity, RNA polymerase II-specific. Gene Ontology annotation, biological process: regulation of transcription by RNA polymerase II. The record is from RefSeq and is a predicted model, not a curated record. The coding region runs from base 165 to 1823 and encodes 552 amino acids. Lineage: Eukaryota; Metazoa; Chordata; Cladistia; Polypteriformes; Polypteridae. The transcript is spliced from 3 exons.